Messenger RNA from Penicillium mononematosum, 1896 nucleotides. Its product is annotated as putative C6 finger domain protein. Gene Ontology annotation, biological process: regulation of DNA-templated transcription. The record is from RefSeq and is a predicted model, not a curated record. The transcript has 3 exons. The coding region runs from base 1 to 1896 and encodes 631 amino acids. Lineage: Eukaryota; Fungi; Ascomycota; Eurotiomycetes; Eurotiales; Aspergillaceae. Gene Ontology annotation, molecular function: zinc ion binding; DNA-binding transcription factor activity, RNA polymerase II-specific.
AUGCAAGCGGUUCAGCAUGAAGGGCUUUCUGGCCUGGUCGAGCAACCCGGUCUGGCAGACUCUGCCACUGUAGCUCGAGACCUGUCGCUUAAAGGCCCGGCACCCAAGAACGUCGCCUUUGAGUUGCUUCUCGAUGAGAACUCCAAAGUCCGAGCCCGCAUUCCGAUGCGCGUUCAGAUCUAUCCUCAUGACACCACAGACUCGAUCGUCACCACGGUCAAAAAUUUCUAUGGAAUAUAUGACGGUACUGCCAGCGGGGUCAGCUUCGAGGAUGAACAUGGGACCACCCUCAUCGCAAGGUACGAGAAUCUCAAGAACAAUAGGACUGUAUACGUGCGAGUCAUUCCCAUCCAACCAUAUGGGGAUCACUUCUAUAACGGUUUCAAUGUCGAGCCUCGCAAGCGGCCAAGUCUGGCAGAGCCUUUCCAGAUGGUAGAUGGAACUGCGCCAUUGGAUCAGCCGUCACGGCCAGCCUCUCGACUUGCAAGAAAGCGCAGCACCUCUCCGUCUAACCGGAGUCUCCGCAGCGCUUCUCAGCACAAGCCUCCCUCCCGCGCGGGUAACAAAAGCCGGACCUCGAGCAGCCAUGGAGGUUUCCAUGAUGAUGAGGACUAUAGCGAUACCGAGAGCGCUUAUGCUCGCAGGGCUCGCAAUGAGCUCUUUGCUAGCUCUGAUAUCAGCAUGGAGAAUAUACUACAAGAUGGUCGUCGGAAACGACCCAAGUUCGAUAGCUCUGAGCUCCCACUGUUCGUUCCUCCCCAAGUGCCCCUCACUACCUCCACCUCCUCCAUCUCUCCCCAACGCCGAUCAAUUGGUCAGGAAGGCGCUGGGUCGCCUUUCGCACGUCCACCGCAACGCCCGUAUAGCUAUCAACAUGCGCUUCCAUCGCCGCAAAGCUAUGGUCACAGCGAAUAUGGCCACUCGGGGCGCAAUACGAUUUAUGCGACUCCCGUGGUUCCGGACCAUGGAAAUCGCAUGCGCGACACGGGAGCCUAUAACAACUCGGGUAGCCGAGUAAGUGGUCCAGGUGUAUUGCCCACACCUGACCCUACUAUUGCAAGCUGUAUCUCCGAUGAGGAUGUGGCGAUGCAAUUGAUACGUUUAGGCGAUGCGUCCAAUUUCUCCCAUGGACGCACCUCUGCCUCGACAAUGGACGAUGCCUUCAGUGGUGCCGCUGACGCUGCCUCGUCCACUGGUGCUACCAGCGAUGGGGAAGACUUUAGCGAGGACGAGGAUGACUUGCCAGCUCGUCGCCAGAGGUUGGACUCAAGCCCAAUGCUGCCGCCGGGGACCAUCAAGCGCCACCUCAAGGGCUUGGAUGACAUCCUUCCCAGUGCCGAUAGCAGCGACCACAGCUCUGAUGGUGCAGAUGAUGGUAUCAAAAGUGAAGCUGAGGAGGAUAUCCUUUACAAGGAGUUUGCACCCAAGGCAAAGAAGCCGAAGAGCCGCCCCACAUCCUGCAAGGUUCGCAGCCAGAAGCCUGCACCUGCGAAAAUGAACAAAAGUAAGACUGCUAUUCAGCUGCGCCUGUUCCACCUCUCAGCCCGGCGUCUUCCCCGAAAGGUCUCGGGAGGCUCGGUCAACUUCCAGCACCAGCUCGGUGCGGAUGAGGAAGACCUUUCCACCAAGCCUCGCUGCCAGCGGUGCCGCAAGAGCAAGAAGGGCUGUGACCGCCAGCGCCCCUGUGGACGUUGCAAGGAUGCAGGCAUUGGACUUGACGGCUGUCUCAGUGAGGAUGAGGGCAAUGGUCGCAAAGGGCGUUACGGUCGCCAUAUGGGUGUCCCUGUGAAGAAGAACGGGGAAGAGCUAGAUGAAGACGAGGAGUUUUCAUUAACGCCUGCGACCCCUCCUAUCUCUUCGUCUGUAGCAGACAAGAAUAAGAAGCGGAAGCGCUAG